This is a messenger RNA of Harpia harpyja (harpy eagle), 3502 nucleotides long. It is a transcript of the gene UBAP1L, whose product is annotated as ubiquitin associated protein 1 like. NCBI's taxonomy places the organism in Eukaryota, Metazoa, Chordata, Aves, Accipitriformes, Accipitridae. Gene Ontology annotation, molecular function: ubiquitin binding. The transcript has 6 exons. Gene Ontology annotation, biological process: ubiquitin-dependent protein catabolic process via the multivesicular body sorting pathway. Bases 1132 to 2463 code for a protein of 443 amino acids. The record is from RefSeq and is a predicted model, not a curated record. Gene Ontology annotation, cellular component: ESCRT I complex.
GUUUGUAACUUACGUGGAGCCCUCUUAGGCUGGGGAGCAGAUGGCCUGGCUCCGUGCAGGCUCCCAACAUGUUGUCCGUGUCGCGUGUUAGCAGCCGUACAUGUGCGGGAGCUGCAAAGCUGGUUAGGCGCUCUGCCUGCGCUACAGCCCUGGGUAUUAAAGGCUCCUGGCGUAAGCAGGCAAGGGACAACUCUUGUAAUUCUGAUAAGAGCAACUGAGCUGAACCGAGUGAUUGUGCAUGUCGCUCUUCCUUUUUGGUCUAGAGGCAGUUUGUUAGUCCUUUGCUAAUGUAAUAAAUGACCUUGAAUGCCAUUCCCUAUUAUAGACCCUUACUUUUGCAUUAAACAGGCAGCUUUUUCUUCCUUGUAUACAUUCAUCUGCUUAUUUUCUUUUUGUGGAGUGUUUAUCCUCAUUGUUGUAAAAGCCAUUUCUUUUUAAAGGAAAAAAAUAAAUUGGUAAAAGCACUCAGGGUGUCACACCAAGUAUUUACUGUUUGUCUUGAGGGUGACUGUGGAGGACUUUGGGAUGAACAGGCACACACUGCAGGUACCGGAACUCGGUGGAAGACUGAGCAUCAACUCUUGCCAGUUGACAGUAUAUAAAGGAAAUUAUUUUGCAUGCUGUCCUCACUGGGAAGCUGGGGACUCGAGGCUUCAUGCAGCAAGUAGUGGCUUUUUACUAAAUUGAGACAUUUUUACAGAGCUGAUGGCUAUGUUAUUGCAGUAAUAUUUUCCAUGCCACCAUUUCCAGUUCCUCAGAAAUUUUAGUCUCCCCUGCUAUUCCUGAUCUAAAAACAUCACCCCACUUAAAAUGAAUACGUGGUUCUUAAAAGCUAAUCUGGCCUUAAAAUGGCUCGUUCGACAUCCCUCUAAUGCUGAAGCUUGCCUGACGCACCAGCCUCCUUGUCUGGCUCUCAGUAAGCUGCUGCAGCGCUGGAGGGGAUGCCCUCGCCCCAGGUCCCCCGGGCUGCUCCGUGUGACGGCUUAGCAGCACGUGGCUGAAUGCCUGAGCUCCAUGACCACGGCUGCUCUUGGGUCACGCAGAGAGAGGAGACCUGCGAGGUGUCCUCCUUGGCUGCGGUUUCUGCCUCUGUAACUGGAAAAAGUGCUUGCAAGAAAUCAGACAGCGGCGAUGAGCUACCUGGAUGAAGUUCCCUUCCGGAUGGCCAGGAGCCUUGACGGCGACUCAGGGGGAGAAAACACUUUAAUCACCGCCCCGGCCAUCGAGCUCCCUGACUGCGCCAACAUCCUCAUGAGCACCAUGCACGACUUCUCGCUGGAAAGAAAAGUCCUUUACUGGGUCGAGGUGGCCUCUCAGCAGCAAACCUCCCGGCAUCGGGUCACCUCCGAAGUUGUCCCCACAGCUCCGCCGUGCUGGCUGCUGCUGGUGGACCCUGCCGACAGCUACGGGGGGAGAGCGCGGGACGGGGCAGUGCGGCGCUGCGUCAGCCUGAGCGCUGCCGACGACAGCUACGGGCACCCCAAGGGCAGAGGUGCCUUGUCAGACAGCGAGAGCGAGACCUGGCACUCUGAGGAGGAUGAGUACUUGGAGGAUGAUGAGUACUCCUCCACCUCCUGGGAAGAGAACGAGAAAGAUGAAAAGGUUUCCAGGAGGAGAAACAUUGGGAGAGGUGUGGCUCCGCGUCCUGGCUUUUACCAGACCCGACCAAAGACAUCGCCUGGCUUGCUGGAGCCCUCGCCGGAGAACAGCAGCCACAACGCAGCCAGCCCAUACCCGAGCAAGCAGAGAAGAUCUAUGGUGAUAUUUAACAACAUGAAGAACGAGCUGGAAGCAGCCAGGAGGAAGCUGGCUGCUUUGGUGCAUCCUUUGAACAGAGCUGCCGGGGAGAGCAGAGGGGUCCCGGUGCCACGGCCGCUCCCCCAGCACCCCCGCACCAGCCGCAGUGUCAAGUACGGGCCAGCCCCGGACGUGUCCCACCUGGGGACCUUGGUGCCGGCUCCUCCGGCCACGGCCGCCCCGAUCCCCCCGAUCAAACGGCAUAAGCCCACGGUGCCGUCCCUCAGCCCCUACGCCUGCCUCCCCCCUGCCUCCACGCCUGUGCGACCUCUCAGUUCCCACAGAUCCAAGCCGGAUUCGGCAGCUGACCUGCUCUCGGCGCUGAGCCAAGAGGAGCGAGACCUCAUUGAGCCCGUGAUAGCCUUGGGCUACCCUACCCACAAAGCCAUCCUCACCCUCCAGAAGACUGGAAAGCAAAGCUUAAGUCAGUUCCUGAGCUACCUGGGUGCCUGUGACCGGCUGCUGAAGCAGGGCUACGAGGAAGGCCAGGUAGAGGAGGCCAUGGAAAUGUUCCAGUACUCGGAGAAAAAGGCAGCUGAAUUUUUGCAUUUGUUAGCUCAGUUUAACGAUAUGGGUUUCCAGCAAAAUGAAAUCAAAGAAGUUCUUUUGCUUUGUGGGAAUCAGAGGGAGAAGGCACUGGAAGAGCUCGUGAUGAAAACCCAGUGACCAGCAUCCUGGACCCCAGUCACAGCUUCCCCUCUCCAAACCAGACCACUGAAGGACUCGGGUGGGUCGGCAAGCACUUACCCUUCUGCUGCUCCAUCCCCACCCCGCGCAGCACGGCUCACCGGGCAUAAACCUUCAAAGCACCGGCUUGGUGUCUCGUCUCAUUUUAUGGACACCCAUCGUAAGCGUGUUUGUCACUGUACUAAGGCAAAGGCUUUAUAGCACGAGCAUUUCUCUCUUCACCCACGCAUCUCCACCCUUGAUCAUCUCAGCUGUUUAGAUUAGAUGCAAUAAGAUCCAAACCGCCUUCAGCUUAGAUUUUGCAAAACCCAAAUCACAGUUUUCUCCCUCCACCUGGGGUGAUGGGUGUCAUGUUUUCAACUACAAUCAAAUAUGGAUUCUUAAAAGAUUAUAUAAAUCAACAGAAGAGAUUGUUUUCAUAAAAACUGAAGGCUUCUGCAGAAACAUUUGUUGGUCCUUGCUUGGGAAGAGUCUCAGCUGAGUUAGUCAUGGUUGAAUAUUGUAAUUGAAAUCCAGUCUGAUCACAUUAGCUUCUCCUUUUAAACGAGAAACUUGAGAAAAAUACACAAUUCAGUGAGGGUGAGGAAAGAAAACAGGCUGCCCUUGCUCUAGAAAUACAUGAAGCUUGUCCAGUGCAAUGAAAAAUGGCUUAUGCAAGGGUUUGUGCUCGGGUAAUUUCAUGAAAUCAGAACAGAGAGACAGGGAACAGAUUGGCUGCCCUUGUGCUCUGCCCAAAUCAGGAAAAUUCAGGGGAUGCUUCCCUAAACUGUGGAGACAGUGGCUCCAAAUGAAGUUAAGCAUGAGCGUCAGGAUCAGGAAAAUCUAGAUGCCCAGGGGAAUUUUUGUAUGUAACUAAAGGACGGAGAACAGGAGAUACAGAUUACCUUACAGGAUGUGUCUCUUGGCUUGGCAGUGGAACAGUGGACAGUGUUUUCACAUAAAAGUGUAUUAUUUUCCUGUGAAUUAGAUACAGAUGCAAUUUCUUUGAGUAAGGAUGGUUGGAGGGGUUCUUCUGAAA